Messenger RNA from Arabidopsis arenosa, 2269 nucleotides. The record is from the annotation of a GenBank genome assembly. Lineage: Eukaryota; Viridiplantae; Streptophyta; Magnoliopsida; Brassicales; Brassicaceae.
AAAACUGUAUCGCCGUCUAUCUUCUUCCUCAAAACCCUAGAAACUGUAAAACCCUUCACUAUCUCUUAACACACACCAAUUGCAGUUCAACUUUAGUUUUGUCUUCCCAACAAUGUCUUCCAAAGGUCUGAAAUCGCAGAAAUCGACCAAGAGGAAGGUUACCGAAAGCUCUGACAAAUUCGAUUCUCUAAAAUCAAAGAAGCCAAAGCUGGUGUCUGGAGAACAACAACAACAACAUGGGAAACCUAAAUUUGUUAAACCCAAAUCUGCUGGAGACAAGGAGCAGAGUACUAAUCUAUCGAAGAAGGAGCGUCGUGUACAGGCUAAGGAGCUAACAGAAGCUAGGAAGAAGAAGAGGAAGCCACAUUACAAUCUUGAGCAAGAGCUUGCAUCUCUAUGGGAGAAGAUGAGGCGUCGUGAUAUUGGCAAGGAGGACCGAUCAAAGCUGAUUUCUGAAGCUAUAAGGAAGAUGAAGGGGAAGGUUCCAGAGAUUGCAGUCUCGCAUGUUUCAUCUCGUGUACUUCAGACUUGUGUGAAGUUUUGCUCACAAGCUGAAAAAGAUGCUCUCUUUGCCGAACUCCAGCCACAGUUUCUUAACCUUGCUUCUAAUAAAUAUGCUGUUCAUUUUAUACAGAAGAUGUUGGAUGGAGCGUCUAAGCAGCAGCUGGCAGCUUGUAUAUCCAGCCUCCGGGGACAUGUUGCUCCUCUUCUCCGUCACGUCUUCGGAUCUGUUGUUGUGGAGCAUGCAUACCAUCUGGGAACUGCAGCACAAAAACAAGAACUCCUUGCAGAAUUGUAUUCUACAGAGCUUCAGUUAUUCAAGGGCUUGACCUCAGCUACCGAAAAAACGGUGGUAGACAUCAUCGCUAAGCUAGGACUGCAAAAAGGUGCUGUUAACCGACACAUGACUGCCAUUAUUCAACCGAUUCUUGAGAAGGGAAUUGUCGACCACACUAUCACACACAAAUUGCUGAUUGAAUACCUGACAAUAGCUGAUAAGACUUCUGCUGCAGAUGUGCUUCAGCUACUGACAGGCUCCCUUCUUUUGCGUAUGGUUCAUACCCGUGAUGGUUCUAGGCUUGCCAUGCUUUCUAUCAAACAUGGAAGCGCCAAGGAGAGAAAGAAGAUUAUCAAAGCAAUGAAAGAGCAUGUUAAAAAGAUGGCUUUUGAUCAGUUUGGAAGUAUGGUGCUUGCAUGUAUUUUUUCAAUAGUUGAUGACACAAAGCUCGUGACCAAGAUAAUUGUUCGUGAGCUUGAGGCCAGCCUAAAGGAUCUUGUUAUGGACAAGAAUGGUAGGAGACCUCUAUUGCAGCUACUGCAUCCAAAUUCUUCACGUUAUUUGAGCCAUGAUGAUUUGGCCGCUCUUGAUCUUUCUGUUCCAUCACUCUGCUCAAUGGAUAAGUCAGAGACAUCCUCUAAAACAAAGGACACAGAUGGUAACGAAUCUGGUGAGGAGACGAAGGAUGAACAAGAAGAUACAUUAGCUGAACAUACAGAUCAUGAAGAAAACGUCACAGCUAUGGGCGGUAAAAAAGAUCCCCUUGUGAGAAGACAGGAGUUGCUCGUCAACAGUGGCCUUGCUGAGAGGCUUAUUGAUGUGUGCGUGGAGAACGCCGAGGAAUUCCUCAAGUCAAACUUUGGCAAAGAGGUCAUGUAUGAGGUUGCAAUCGGAGGCUCUGAUGGUAUUCUUUGCCCAUCUCUGAGCGAGAAGCUGUGUGAGCUGUACGAAGCUAUUAGCUCUGUAGCAGCAAAACCGAAACCCCAAGAAUCUGAGAAGGAUUCAGAGCACAUCCUGGAAAACUUUCACUCAAGUCGGACCAUAAGAAGGCUUGUCUUGGAUUGCCCUGGUUUCGCGUCGACUCUCUUUAAGAAGGCCUUGUCUGGAAAAUGUCGGUCGUGGGCUCAAGGACACUGUUCAAAGAUACUAUCUGCUUUCCUAGAGACUGAAGAUUUUGAAGUUCGUGAGAUGGCUAAAACAGAGCUUCAGGUGUUGGUGAAUGAAGGUACUCUGAAAAUCUCAGCAACCAAGAAACCUGAAUGAUGCAGCGGCCAGUGAAUCACUUGGCUGUUGUUGUGUUCAGUUUUUUUCUUUCAAGACAGGUUAUGUUUCAGAACUGCGAAUCUGACUAUGGCAAAUUUUGUCCUUGUGUCACUUUAUAAUUUUGAUCUGGCCCAAGAGCCCAAAAAUCCUCUCUUGUUGACAAAACUGAAAACUAACCCUUGCCACAAAAUUCAUCAAUCUUGGAUAUUAUAAAUGAAAUAGUUUUGU